AUGGUUAGAUGGCUGAACUCUAACCAGAUUAUUCAGAGAAAGAUUGGAAAACGUACAAUUUUCAAAAGAAAUGUAAAGUCCAUUGCACUGUAUACUGGAGCCGUUUUAAUCUUUGCUGACUCUCCAGAGAUGGUAAAUAUGGCAUCUGAACUUGUUAAUUCUGCAACAAGUGAUAAACUUACUGAAAUGGAUUGGAUGAAAAACAUUGAGAUUUGUGAAUUAGUUGCACAUGAUUACAGGCAAGCUAAAGAUGUUAUAAAAGCUGUUAAAAAAAGCUUGCGAAGCAAACACUCAAACACACAACUAUAUGCAGUACUGUUGCUGGAGAUGUUAAUGAAUAAUAUUGGAGAACCUGUUCAUAAGCAGGUUACCGAGACAGGAAUUCUUCCCAUGCUUGUUAAAAUAGUUAAGAAAAAGUCAGACCUUCCUGUGCGGGAAAAGAUUUUUCUUCUUUUAGAUGCAGCUCAGACAUCUGUAGGUGGAGCUUCUGGGAGGUUCCCUCAAUAUUAUUCUGCAUAUUAUGAAUUGGUGAGUGCAGGAGUGCAAUUUGCUCAGAGGCCUCGUGAUAUCCCCAAACCUCAUGCUACAUCAAACACCAACGAGAAUAAUUCACUUGAUAAGGUAUCUGCUACUAAAUGUGAAAGUGCACCAAAGACACAACCUAAGAAGGUUUCUGAACACAGUAUUCUUGAGAAAGCUAGCACUGCACUGGAGGGAGCGAAAGAGGAGUUCACACUUGAUCUUGUGGAACAAUGUUCUUUUCAAAAGCAACGAAUAAUGCAACUUGCAAUGACUUCUCGGGAUGAAAAGAUAAUCUCCCGAGCAAUUGAGCUUAACGAGCAGCUUGAAAUAGUUUUGCGAAGGCAUGCUGCACUUGUUUCUGGUAGGACAAUGUCUAUAUCGAGUCAUAUUGACCAUGAGCGGAAAAUGACCAUAUCAAGUCAUGUUGACCAAGAACAGGCAGCGGAAAAGGAACAGGAAGAGGAAGAGGCUGAACAGCUUUUUAGAAGGAUAAGGAAAGGGAAAGCUUGUCUACGACCAGAAGAUGAAGGCUGCCAAAUAGAGCGGCCGUUGGGAUUUCUGGGUUGUCCUGUUCCUGGAGAAAUGCUUCAUCGCCCACUCAUUCGACCACUAACUGUGGAGCCAAAGCAACAACUUGUUCGGCCGCUGAUUAUGGAGCCAAAGCAAGAGUUUGUGCGGCCGUUAACUAUGGAGCCCGAUCAAGAAGCUAAUGGAGCUCGACCAGCAGUUGCAAUUCCACCACCACCAGCUAAACAUGUUGAGAGAGAGAGGUUCUUCAAGGAGAAAAAGGCAGAUGUUUCUUCGCUUGAUGGACAUGUGAGGAACCUCUCACUACACAGCCGAAAUGCCAGCAGCUCUCGCAGUGGAAGUUUAGAUUACAGUGACUGA
Fraxinus pennsylvanica is the source of this 1410-nucleotide messenger RNA. The record is from the annotation of a GenBank genome assembly. NCBI's taxonomy places the organism in Eukaryota, Viridiplantae, Streptophyta, Magnoliopsida, Lamiales, Oleaceae.